Molecule: messenger RNA, 1548 nt
Organism: Sphaeramia orbicularis (orbiculate cardinalfish)
Lineage: Eukaryota; Metazoa; Chordata; Actinopteri; Kurtiformes; Apogonidae
Product: guanine nucleotide-binding protein G(q) subunit alpha-like
Exons: 7
Coding region: 1-1080 (359 amino acids)
Biological process (GO): adenylate cyclase-modulating G protein-coupled receptor signaling pathway
Cellular component (GO): cytoplasm; heterotrimeric G-protein complex
Molecular function (GO): GTPase activator activity; guanyl nucleotide binding; G protein-coupled receptor binding
Source: RefSeq, a predicted model, not a curated record
AUGACUCUGGAGUCCAUGAUGGCUUGCUGCCUGAGCGAAGAGGCAAAGGAAUCGAAGCGAAUCAAUGCAGAAAUUGACAAACAACUCCGCCGAGACAAACGAGACUCCCGGAGAGAGCUGAAAUUACUUCUUCUGGGUACAGGAGAAAGUGGCAAAAGCACCUUCAUCAAGCAGAUGAGAAUCAUUCAUGGAGCAGGCUACUCCGACGAAGAUAAGAGGGGCUUCAUCAGGCUCGUGUACCAAAACAUCUUCACCUCCAUGCAGGCCAUGAUCCGCGCAACUGAGACUCUUAAGAUCCCCUACAAAUAUGAACAGAACCGGUCUAACGCUAUGCUUGUGAAAGAGGUGGACAUUGAGAAGAUCUCCGGCUUUGACCAGCCCUACAUCGUAGCUAUCAAAAGUUUGUGGGCUGACCCAGGAAUCCAGGAGGCUUAUGACCGCCGCCGAGAGUACCAGCUGUCUGACUCAACUAAAUAUUACCUUUCGGAUCUGGAUCGAAUUGCAGAUCCCAACUAUCUUCCUACUCAGCAGGAUGUGCUGAGGGUGCGCAUCCCCACGACAGGAAUCAUAGAAUACCCCUUCGACUUGCAGAGCAUCAUUUUCAGAAUGGUGGAUGUUGGGGGUCAGAGGUCAGAGAGGAGGAAGUGGAUUCACUGCUUUGAGAACGUCACUUCCAUUAUGUUUCUCGUGGCUCUGAGUGAGUACGACCAGGUCCUGGUGGAGUCAGACAACGAGAACCGCAUGGAGGAGAGUAAAGCUUUAUUCAGGACUAUCAUUACCUACCCCUGGUUCCAGAACUCCUCCGUCAUCCUCUUCCUCAACAAGAAGGAUCUGCUUGAGGAGAAGAUCUCCUACUCGCACCUGGUUGAUUAUUUCCCGGAGUUUGAUGGUCCGCAGAGAGAUGCACAGGCAGCGCGGGAGUUCAUCCUCAAGAUGUUUGUGGACUUAAAUCCCGAUAGCGACAAGAUCAUCUACUCCCACUUCACGUGUGCCACGGACACUGAGAACAUCCGCUUUGUAUUCGCAGCUGUCAAAGACACCAUCCUACAGCUGAACCUCAAAGAGUACAACCUGGUGUGAGGGCUCACAUAACAAUGCACAUCUAUCUUCAUUGCACAAAACACGCCUCUUUUGGGCGUCACGCUCUUUCAAUUCCACAUGCAUCACACAGCAACAGACCACCCCAACGCACAUACACACAAACAGAACCCUUUCCCUGUUUUUGUUGUUUGUUUUUUUUCAGCACAUUCACAGAUCCCUGCAAAGCCCACCUCCCUCCCUCUUUCACCAAAGCUUGCCCUCUUUCUACUUCACUCGGCAGCUUGUUGUGUCAGAGUCCUCGCUCCUCCUGAAGCCGGUCCUUGUGUCAGGUUUUGCCACUCGGCCUUCCAGCUCUGGCAAUUUUCACCUGACACACAAACUUUUCAUGUAGGCUGUUUAGUGACUGAAGGGGACUGUAGUGAGUCUGUGUGUGUGUGUGUGUGUGUGCGUGUGUGCGUGUGUGUGUGUGUGCGUGCGUGUGUGUGUGUGUGUGCGUGUGUGCGUGUG